AAAAUGUGUAUCAUGAAGUUUUAUUACCAAUAUUUACUAUAUGUUAUAUUUUAUAAUAUUAUGUAGUUCAUGAUGGAGGAUGAAUUCAUACCAGAUUAUGAAUUUGGAUCAGACAUCGAACCACCAAGUCCGCCUAAAAUUCAAGGAGCCACCAAAAGUAAAAAAGGCAAACCAUGUCCUGUGUGCUUGGCAAAAUUUACGCAUGUUAAACGGCAUAUUAUUAAAGAUCAUUUACCUUGGUAUGCUUCACCAUCGACAUGUUGUUCGGUUUGUCAUAUUAACUUUGGACAAACACAUUUUCUGGAUAUACACAAUCAGAAAAAUCACAACAACAAUUAUACUUCUCAACAUUUGGAUAUUUUUUGGGUUGAUUUCAUGUUUGGUCUUUUGUUGCGCAUAAUUCAGAUUCUGAAAUUGGAAAACUUUGAAAACUUGUACAAAUUUAUCAACAACGAUGAGCGCUUUGAAUGUUGCCAGGGAUCAGUGUUUAGUGAUGAAGAUUCAGUAGUUGGAGAAAAAUUUCUUAAUCACAAGUUCUCUGGUGAAAAAAUACCAUUGGUUCCAUAUCCUGUUACAAAUGCAGCUUGUCUAUUACAUUGGAAAAUUUUAAGUAUCUUAAUUAAUUUGUCAAAUAGUGCUGAAUUACUUACAAAAGUGUUCAAAAAAUAUGUUGUGUGGAUACUAGGUUCUUCAUUUGUAUACUGGAGUGAAAAGCGAGCAACUGAAUUAGGAGUCAAAAACUUAGAGUUUGAUAAAGAUGUUCUUGAGAUUUUUUGGAAAGGUGUUAGAGGAAUGAAGUGGGAGAGUUUAAUAGAUAUCAUUGAAUUUUGUAAAUCAAAAUUUCCAAACCCAGAUUUCAUUAUAAUCCAUCUUGGUUCCAAUGAUAUAAAAUUUGCAUGCUCAAAAAGGUUAUUUUCACAAAUUCAGAGGGAUUUAAAUGCUGUUAUGAAAGAAUUUUCUUGGAGUCAUAUUUUAUUUUCAGAAAUACUUUCUAGGCUUGUUUGGCGGAACUUAAAAUGGACAGAAGGGGAGAAAGAAAGAACGAUUAUUAAUUCAGAAGUUAAAAAAAUCUUAGAUAGAGAACAUUUCAUACAUCAUCCAAAAAUUAUUGCAAGAAAAUCAUAUUUGUUCAGAGAUGAUGGUGUUCAUCUUUCUGACAUAGGAAAUGAUUAUUUGAUAGAGGAUUUUAAGCUUUGGAUAAAGCACUUCAUUGUAUAGUUCUGUAUAUUCAUUUUGUUUUUAUGCGUCUCAUUGCUAUGGCACACUUAUAUAUUGCUGUCGAUACAGUCGGAAUGUCUGAUUGUUCAUAGCUGAAUGUAAUUUGUGUCAUUUGGCAAGCUGGAUUGUUUUAAUAUGUUUUUAUAACUUUUUAUAUACCAGUCCUUUUAAAUAAAAUGGGGAGGAAUGUA
Messenger RNA from Magallana angulata, 1409 nucleotides. RefSeq lists its product as uncharacterized. The coding region runs from base 70 to 1218 and encodes 382 amino acids. The record is from RefSeq and is a predicted model, not a curated record. The transcript has a single exon. NCBI's taxonomy places the organism in Eukaryota, Metazoa, Mollusca, Bivalvia, Ostreida, Ostreidae.